CCAAAAAGUGCACUUCACUCCUUGUUUUAGGGGUCUCUCUCUCCUUUGUCUCUAAAUUAAGUUUCAGUUGUUCUAACUGUCUGAGACUAAAACGACUUUUUUCAGGGAAAGCACAUUCUUUAACCCAUACAUCAUAUCGGUUCAACCAUCCUUCCCCAUAAUUUACAUGCAUAAAUGUGAUAUUAGGAUCAACAUAUGAACACCCUGUACAUACCAUAACAUGUGUCACAGGAUGUGCUUUGCUACAUGUUUUUCCCAUUAUUUUUUAUUUAUUUAUUUAUUUUUUACACCGCCUAUAACUUUCAAAGUUUUAAUCAAUUUAACCUGCUAUGAAAAUCAAGUGAAUAUGCAUUCUCGUGCACAGACAGAAAAGGUUCUAGUGUGUGCCAAAUCUCUAGACAUUUAAUUAAUCGUAUAACUUAUAGGUUCGAUAGAGCAAACCUUAAGAAUGUAAAAAAGUAUUCCUGUGAGGGCGAGUCCACAUACAGCAAUUUGGUAGGACUUAGUUUUCUCUUCCCUUAUUUUAAAAAAAAUAUAUAUAUAUUUUAAUUUUUUUAUCUCGGUAAAAUUUACUUGUGUUAAAUUUGCCAAAUAUAUCAUGUACCGCUGAUAUGAUGGAAUGAGUCAAUGGGGCAUGCCACUUGAUGAUGAUCUGCCGUAAAAAUACUGCGCCUCUUGCUCUUCUUAAUAAGUACUCUCUUUACUUAUUUAUUGCUCGAACCGGACUCUUUCUGUUAGCAAAUAUUUUUGCUGUGAUCUAUGUUACGGCCCGGUCUAGGUCGGGCCGCAACAUACAAUAAAAUAAAACAAAGGGUUGACGAGACCAAGAUUGCAUUUGCUUUGUUUAUUCUCCAAACGGAGCACCUUUUUAUAUAUACAAAGUGGUUUCACUCUUCAGAAGCCGGCAAGGCCAGAAUAAAAAACAAAAAUACCCUCUAACUUUACCGAAAGGAAACUAACUAAACUACAAGAAAAGAAAACAAAAAUACACCGUCUUCCCUCACUCGCUAGCUAAUCAGGAGAAAAGAAGAAUCAACACAAAUGGCACCGAUUCCUACAAACUACUCUUAACCGUGAACUAUUUACAGAGGUGACUAUUAGUGUGGUAAUUAACAAAAUAAUAUAUACAUAUAUACACAAGUGUAUCACACGAAUCGUAACGGGGCAGAGCGUAAACAAAGUCGAAUCAGGCAUAGGGUCAUGCACAGCCGAAAAGCACUCCUCUCACGCAAUGGCAAUGAUUUGCCCUGAGAUGGAGACUGACGAGGCUUAAGUACACUUCCGGAAACGUGCAGGCAACCAAUCCUGUCGCACAAGGCCGGAGCAGGCGUGGACAAGACGUGAUCAUCCACUAGCAAGCCCGAAUGUGACGCAUGCAGUAGGCGGGGCCUAGAGAAGGGGGAGGAGACAAGAAACCCAUCCCACCACCGACAUAGACACACAAAUGACGCAUAGAGCAAACAGAAAUACCUUGGAUAAUGUAACAAUCUAAGAAACACCAAUAUCUCUGCCGUCACAAAGGCGAAGUUCCUGGAACUUCUUAUAACAAAUGGCUCCAUGUAAUACUUCUCUCAAUUCAGUGGUAAGGCUGCAUCGGUCUUUCACUCUGCACAACAAAGGGCAAACCGCCUUCGCGUCAACACAGGGUGUUUCAGGGUGAAACUUUUCUACGAGCGUCCUCCGGUUUGCUUGUUGUCCAGAAAAGCUGAAAAGACUCACGCAGCCCAGCCAGGAGACGCCAAAUUGUCAUGGAAAUUGGACAACACUCGCAGACUGGUCCUCUGAAGGAGACAAACAUGGAGCAUAUGUACAUGAUGCCCAACCCUGGGCUACCCAGUUACCCACCUGGGCUUGAGUACCUGACACAGAUUGAUCAGCUGCUGAUUAAACAGAAGGUGGAGCUCAUAGAGGCUCUGGUUGGCUUCGAGAGCAAUAACAAGUAUGAAAUAAAGAACUCGAUGGGCCAGAACGUGUUCUAUGCAGUAGAGGAGAACGACUGUCUAACGCGACAGUGCUGCGGCCCGCUGCGCUCGUUCACCAUCCGCGUCCUGGAUAACUUCGGCCAGGAAGUGAUCACCAUCAGCCGGCCCCUCAAGUGCAUGUCCUGCUGCUUCCCCUGCUGUCUGCAAGAGCUGGAGGUUCAGUCUCCACCAGGGAACAUAGUGGGUUAUGUGCUCCAAGAGUGGCAUCCUUUCUUUCCCAAGUUCACCAUCCAGAAUGAGCACAAGGAGCCUGUGCUGAAGCUGCGGGGGCCCUUCUGUGGCUGGAGCUGCCUUCCAGAUGUCGACUUUGAGAUUUUGACCAUGGAUGAAGUGAGCAUCGGGAGAAUCAGUAAACAGUGGUCAGGACUUCUCCGAGAGGUCUUUACAGACACUGAUAACUUUGGGAUCCAGUUCCCGAUGGACCUUGACGUCCGGAUGAAGGCAGUGAUGAUCGGACUCUGCUUCCUCGUUGACUUCAUGUUUUUCGAGACAAACAACUAACUGCUGAGCGAGCGAGAGUAACAGAAAGAAGCAGAAACGACGAAAGUAAGGGUCUGUUCCAGAAAGAGGACUGGGAGGAAUUUGUCAAAUCCUGUGCCAGCAGGUUUAUUGAUUCCAAAUAAACAGAUGAUCAGCUAACCCAACCCUGCAUAUAGUCUGCCAGGAUUGUAAAGUGCAAAAAAAAAAAUAAAAAAGUAAAUUUUCUCAUCAGUAAAACAAGAGGGGGAGAAGGCAUAGCAAAAAAAAAAAAAAAAAAACAUGACUUACAGAAGGUUCUGUAGCUUUAUUGCAUUCAGUAUUUAUGCUAAUUAUCAAUUCAUUUAAAUAAAUAAUGCUUGGCAACAAACAGUUUCAAAACAGAUAGGCUUCACUUUACUGAUCAACUUUUAUGUGAAAAAAAUGUAUCCAAUUAGCCUUUACUGUACUGAAAUUAAGGACCGUGCACCAGAUAAAUGCAUGAAAGUUUUAUUGGAGAUUGCGAGGUUUAAGAUGGGCGUUUAUUAGUUCUUUCUGUGUGAGAAGAAGCUGUGUCGAAAACAUUGUCGCAGCAUUGUACAGCACUGAUUAAACAUGAAUCUGAUCUGAUCAGUGCUCCUUAAACACUGCAGUUGCGUUUAAACUGCACUUAACCAGACGUCUUCUAGUUUAUUUUCACAGAGCCGGAAGAACCAAACCGGAUUCCGUCUAAUCCUUGUAACUGGAAGAGAAAAAUCAUGAAUCAGACUUUCUGGAACGGACCCCCACCGUUUCCUUAUUAAAUCCAUAUAGCGUUUAUUAUAUAGAGAGAGUUCAUAGAAAUCUAGUAGAAUGGAUUUUUUUUGUUUAGCCACUAGACAUUAUACUUGGGUUUUUGUUUCCCUCGUUCCUCUAGAUGUCCUGACCCACUUCUUAAACAGAGCAGUCGGAGGUUAAGGGUCUUAACCACCGAGGAAACGUUUCCCUGAAACAUUAUAGAGUUUGUUUAAUACCCAUCCUAGUUUAUGAUGCUUUUGAGCUAACUCGACUAGCACCCUACCUGCUGAAGCACCUGUAGAUAUUUGAAACCUGUACGUGUGCAUUGUAAAGUGUAGUGACUUUUUGGUUUGUAUUCCUGCGUAACAGAAAAUCUACAGAUCUUACAGCAUUACUGUAAAAUCGAAUAUUUAUGACGGAUGACGCUGCAGCAUAACUCGUACAGGUUUACUCUAAUACUGAUACGACUGACCAUGACUACUUUUUAUUCUUUAUUAUAGCACAGUGCGGUUGAUGUGUUGAUUAUAACAGCAGCUCUGACAGUAGUGCCAGCUGUAAGGCUUAAUCGAACAAAUAAUCAUUUUAAUAGUCUCUGCUAAUUAACAUGGACGUUCUGUUAUUUAACAAAUGAACAAUGUGUAAUUGUUGAUCUGGUGAUGUGUUCUCUGAGGAGAUGUUUGUUAUAUUUAUGGAAGGAGUCUCCAGUGUCAGUGCUUUGUGGUCAAGCUGCAUAUUAUUAUUAUUAUUAUUAUUAUUAUUAUUAUUAUUAUUAUUAUUAUUAUUAUUAUUAUCAUCAUCCUACUAACAUGAGACAAACGAGAGGCUGGUGAGGGAGCUGCUGUAAAGUAAAUGAAAGUGUUCCACAAUAUUAAAUGUAAAGUGUGAAAAGUAUGGCAUGGCACUCUUUAAUUAAUACAAAUUGGAUUCAUUGGCAAUUUGCCGUGUUGUAAGAGGAAUAAAACACGUCUGUGCUGUAAUUGGAAAAUAAUCAAGUUUAGGCUGGUAACAGGAAAUCCGCUUGAGACUGACAAAUAUUUACGUACAUACACAUUUUUCAGUAUUUGUUUAUUAUUAUUGUUGUUGUUGUUGUUGUUUGUUGUUAUUAUUUUAAAUAUAUUAAUACUUUGGAUUACUAUACAUAACUGGAAAGCCAUUUAUCCACCCAGGAUAUACAAAAAGGAUGUAUUAUAAAUCUGCUACUGUAUUGAUGUUUAGUUUCUUUAUUUUGUGUCAGUGUGGGUUAGUAUUUGACCAUAUUUGUUUUAACAUGUUCAAGCUCUUUUUCCAAAAUAUAAUAUGAUCAUUUUUUUAUAGUAGUACCAAACAUUUGCAGUAGAGGGCAACAGCAGCCUGUUUAACCUCUGCACCUACUACCUUUACACUUUAUCCUUUUUCUUUAUGCAGAUGUACUCCAGUACUUGUUGUUGUUUCCCUUCUUUUUUUUUUUUUUUUUUUUUUUUUAACCUCAGGUACACAUGCAUGUAACUGAUGCUUGCACUUUAAAAAACCUCCCUGUUUGUCUGUGAAGCUGUAGUUCAAUUGAUGCCUAAUGUGCUUGUUGAUACAGUAUGUAGUCCAUGCACUGCCUUGUUCUGCAGGUUUUUAUUAAAAAAAAAACAAAAAAAACACUUAUUUUCAACUUUCAGAGGUCUGCGUGACUUUUGUCCAGUGGUGAUGUGGGCAAAUAGUGCUACACUGGUUGUCAGACCAGUUAUUAAAACAUGAGUAACGGUGUUAUUUGAAUGCUAGUAGGGACAAACUGCUGGGAAGGAAGGAAGGAAGGAAGGAAUAAAACAUAUUUUGUUUUGUUUACAUAGUUUAAUUAAAGCACCACAAAACAACUAGUUUAUCCAGGCAAAUCCAAGAAGAUUUCCAUACUUGUAAAGGUAAAAAUAUCAUUAGUGAUUGCAGUUUUGGCGGUACAGAUAGUGUUUAUAUACUGUUAUGUUUUAACACUCCUGAUAUGAUGGAGGCUUAUUUAGCUAGCAAUCUGUAGAGAACACCGAGCUAGAUAAAUAUGGCUGUAAUUAUUCCAGUGACCGAAAAUUCCAUCUAGGAUGGUUUAGCUUAUUCAUGCAGCUUCAUAUUUAAAUAAAUAAAUAAAUAAAUAAAAAUAAUUAAUUUCCUUAUUAACCAUU
Ictalurus furcatus (blue catfish) is the source of this 5353-nucleotide messenger RNA. Its product is annotated as phospholipid scramblase 2. Gene Ontology annotation, molecular function: phospholipid scramblase activity. Bases 1749 to 2483 code for a protein of 244 amino acids. Gene Ontology annotation, biological process: plasma membrane phospholipid scrambling. Gene Ontology annotation, cellular component: plasma membrane. The transcript has 8 exons. Lineage: Eukaryota; Metazoa; Chordata; Actinopteri; Siluriformes; Ictaluridae. The record is from RefSeq and is a predicted model, not a curated record.